This is a messenger RNA of Danaus plexippus (monarch butterfly), 1275 nucleotides long. RefSeq lists its product as uncharacterized. Lineage: Eukaryota; Metazoa; Arthropoda; Insecta; Lepidoptera; Nymphalidae. The record is from RefSeq and is a predicted model, not a curated record. The transcript is spliced from 2 exons. Bases 621 to 1151 code for a protein of 176 amino acids.
UUAUUCUUAAAUAAAACCUAAAAUUGACAUUUGAAACAAUUAAAAGAAAUCUCUUUGUUUGUCCGUAAAAUGUAGUUUGGGUUUUCUGAAGUGUUUACAAGAAGAAAGCAUUUAUGUGGUAUCGGUGUCAAGGUCGGAGGUCGUUGACUCAAGGACCUGAUAACGACGUCAUCUGUUGACAUAUAGCGGGUGUGUGGCCGAAACGCUAUUACUAAGACAUUACGUACCCGAUGACAAAUCUUAGACAUUUUCCAAGUUAUCUGUUACCCACAUAUAUCACCUCCGCAGGCAACGAAGCCUCGGAAUCCAACCUACUUGGAUUACUUACACUGUUGUAGGUAGUCCAAGCCUGAGCGAUCUAGUCUCCUUAACGGUCUAACCGAACCGAUACUGAAGUCACUGUACGUUACUUUAUUAUCAUAGUAAUAUUGGAUUUAUUUGUUGAUUGUAUCAAUUGUUAGUUAGAGCAUUUUUACUGUUUGGAUACAACCGCCUUAAAAUCUCUUUUAAUACUUCUCUUUCUGUGAUGUAAAGAAAGCACCUGUCAAGAACUACCGAACAAAACAUAGAUUUGUCAACAUAAGUACACGUAUUUUUAAAAGUAUAUUUAAAUAUAUCUUAUGCCUACGGAAAAUUAUCAAAUUCAUAACAUCUAUCAGUACAAAAGGAAGACCUACAAGAAUAACCAAAAUGAAAAUUACAUGAACAGUAGAGUCGAUCAGAACGACUUGACCGAUUCCCCGCGGAGUGACCGAGUGACCAUAGACGAAGCCGGCUGCAGCUGCGACCUCGACUCAGACGGAGAGAUCGCGAACAUCCUUAGCAAGAAGAGGCCGGUCAUCGAGUUGGCGCAGCUGCAGCUGCAGAGGGUCCUGGACGAAACAGACAACUUAUUUUGUGACAACAUCGAUUGCUGCAGGUCGAUCUAUGGUUUCUUGAACCUCUGUAAGGCAGCGAUCCUCAAGCACAAUAAAUGUGGCUGUAUAUUUCUAAGUUUAGUUAUAGUGGCCUUCCUGGUUGGUGUCAUCAUUGGCUCGGCCACCUGUGGUGCUACUCUGAGACACUUCAACAGCCCUAUCCUCACCUGUAUUGACAAUCUGUUUAUCUCGGGUCCGUCGCCAAUCCAACACUCCUUUAAAGGCAUCGUGUGAUAAUUUUAAACUGUGUUAAGUGAAUACUAAGCAUGUCAUAUUUAAUGUAUCAUAUAUGUAUAGAGCAGCCCUUUUUAUAUUCUUGUAAUUAAUAUAUUCUAUACAAUAAAGUCUCACUCCCAUA